AUGAAGCGCAGAGUCACCUAUGUCCAGCGCCCCGAGACCCCCUUCGAGCCGCAGCAAGCAAUUCUGAGCUCCUCGGCCCUGUCGGUCCACGGCCUGGACGCCGCGCGUGAGGACCGCAUUACGUUCGGCCUGGAAGAUCUUCCGGAGGAGCUGCGCGUGGUCCUCGAGCAAUCCCAUGAACUCCGCCUCCGCUGGGCGACCGAGCGCUCCUAUGACGCUAUCGCACCCUUUACGAGCAGGGUCUCGCCUGGUUUACAUGUGCACUAUACGCCUCUAGCUGCAGAUCAGUCGUCGGAGGGGCUAUGCUCGUUGCUCCGCUCGGUAUUCGGAACUGAGAACGGACAAGCUGCGGUGGAUUGCACCCGGCCGGAGGAUUCCUUUAUCACACCCCCACUGCUAUCCACGAGAUUCGCGGCCUCGGCCUCCCUCCAGUACUACACACAUCUUCCAAGCCUACAAUCCCUAGUCGGAUUCAUCCGGCGCACAGCAUGCCACCAGCACCAGGUUGGCGGCACCGAGUGCCACGAGCGUGCCGAUUCCCUACUCACGGCCGACACAGUUGAUGUUGACUAUGAUAGCAUCUCACACACGCUGAGUAUCUCAGGGGUCUGGACGAGUCCACCUGACGGUGGUUGGACGGAAGUGAUUCCCAAGCCUGCUUCCAAAGCAGACCAGGUUGAGUUUGGGCUCUUAGGUGCGGAGCAGGGCAUCGAGCCCGAGGAGAUCAAGAUGGGUGGGCUAUUGGCUGUUGUCGGAGAGGACAAGAAGAUGAAACCAACAAUGUUCUCAUUUCCCUCUCGACAUCACCCUCUCCCCUCAGACGCCACCUACACCGUCUCCUUCACCCAGCCAACCGGCCUUCAUCCAAUAAUGUCCAUCACCAUGCAACGCCCCUCUCUCCAGCGCCCGCCAGCUCCCGAGGACGCAACAUGCGCCCUCCACACGUACCUCACACUCCCUUCCUCUGUGUUCGGAGACCAGUACCAGCUCGGCACGACAGACCCGCUCUUCCUCCAAUCGCACAACCUGGCCGCGCUCCGCGCGCACGCCGGCGAAAUGGAUCUAGAAGCACCAGACUGGGCCGUGCAGCGCUGGGGCUCAACCUGGCUCUUCGAGCUCGCCUCGCCAGUCGCACAAAUGGAUGACGCCGAUGGGGCAUCUAAUUGGACAGCGACCAUCCCGCUGCACCUGCGGUACCUGCCUCCGUCAGAGACCGGGCACAAGACUGCACACGUUCCCUGGCCUGUCGUAUUCUGGGCAUGCACGGCAGAAGACGGGACGAAGAUGGGCGUAAACCCCUUCGACCGCACGAACCUGGGCUGGGAUGGGCUGUUUGGGCCGCGGACGAUGUUCUAUCAGCUGCAUCCUAAGACUGGGCGGCUUGUUGAGGAGAUCGACGUUCCGGUGCUGAAGCUUCAGGCUGGCCAGGGUCUUUUCCAAGCACAGAAUAUCGAGCUGGGGACUUCGCUGGUUAUUUUGCUUGGGUUUUUGUGGGUGCUCUGGCGAUUGGUUCGAGUGGCGCUGUUUCGGUCUGGACAAGGACAACGACAUGGGCAUGAGAAGAAGGAAUGA
This is a messenger RNA of Penicillium canariense, 1572 nucleotides long. RefSeq lists its product as uncharacterized. Bases 1 to 1572 code for a protein of 523 amino acids. NCBI's taxonomy places the organism in Eukaryota, Fungi, Ascomycota, Eurotiomycetes, Eurotiales, Aspergillaceae. The record is from RefSeq and is a predicted model, not a curated record. Gene Ontology annotation, biological process: protein processing; GPI anchor biosynthetic process. The transcript is spliced from 5 exons. Gene Ontology annotation, cellular component: glycosylphosphatidylinositol-mannosyltransferase I complex; endoplasmic reticulum membrane. Gene Ontology annotation, molecular function: mannosyltransferase activity.